GCAAAGGUAGCUCAAGCGCUUCAGUGCAGAAAAUGCGCAUCUGUCCUCUCGCUCACAUCUGCACAGUGUGAGAAAAGGCGACUCGUCCACAGGCGUUUAACAGUUUCCCGGUAACCGCAGCUUUCCCAAAGAAGACAAAACGCCAAGCAAUAUUUUGCUGACACAAAUAAGCCUGUAUGCAUGUAAUCACUUUAAAGUAUUGCGGCAUAGAAGUAAAGAGAGACAAGCGCGGCACAGGCGAAUGAGAGGAUUUGGAGUAUAUAGGACUCUUUGCAGGAAGUCUAUAACGCGAUCUAGAUUAGUGGGACUUCUGUUCUUCUUUGUUUCUGGAUUUUUUUUUGUUUUAGCAGUCUCUGAGAUCUAUGAGCCGGUAUAAAUUGCUCAUGGCAAAAGUCGGAAUCCCUUGGGACUUCUUUCAACUGCCUGAAAAUUUCCAAUAAGCGAAUUUCACUCGACGGCCAAGGGAGUCAAGACUUUAUCGUCUGAAUGAAAGGUUAAUUACAGCAAUGUUGCACUGGCUUGUGCGAAACUACAUCUCCUCAAAAGUGGAUAUAUAUUGUGUUCAACUAAAAGAGGUAGUUUAAAAGAGGCCAUUGAAGAUGAGAAACCUGAACACCGUGCUGUUCCUUUUCUGCCUACAUAUGGUAACAUUCAACAAAGGGCAGAUUCCAACAGUGGAUCUCGCAGAUUGGGAGGAUAGCGAUGACAUCCCCUCUGCUGAUGUGGCCAGCCCCCGGAUUGUGAACCCUUUGCGUCUGUUUGCCAGGGGAUCUCCUGGGCUCAAGCAGAACAUCCGGGAAAUUACAUAUUUAGAAAACACUGAGGACUUCUGGGACUGGUUAUCUAACCAGACAGAUGUUCUGGACACGCAUGCACGAACUAAACGCAGACCCAUCGUGAAAACGGGAAAAUUCAAGAAAAUGUUUGGCUGGGGUGACUUUCACUCCAACAUCAAGACCGUGAAGUUAAAUCUCCUCAUUAGGGGCAAGAUCGUGGAUCACGGAAAUGGGACGUUCAGUGUCUUCUUUCGCCACAACUCCACUGGCCAGGGAAAUGUUUCUGUGAGUCUAGUGCCACCCUCCAAGGUUGUGGAGUUUGAAUUUGCUCAACAGUCCACACUGGAGACCAUGGAGACCACGGACUCCAAGGCGUUCAACUGUCGCAUUGAGUUCGAGAAGACGGACCGCAGUAAGAAGACAGGACUGUGCAGUCAUGACCCAUCCAAGAUAUGCUACCAGGAACAGACCCAGACCCAUGUCUCCUGGUUGUGCUCCAAGCCGUUCAAAGUCAUAUGCAUAUACAUCGCCUUUUACAGUGUCGAUUACAAACUGGUGCAGAAGGUGUGCCCCGACUAUAACUACCACAGUGACACACCUUACAGCUCGACUGGGUGAUGCCCUCUCUGAUACCUCACUCUCCGAAAGUAAGGUUUCAUUACCAAGUAAAAUCAUAAAUGUGUUCUUUGUUGAAGACUUGCGCUCCAGAUACUGAAGUAAUGGAUGGACCGUAAUUCUGCCAGUAGAUCCAACACCACCGUCCUCCCGCACCUUAAAUUACUGGACAGGGGAUGUAUGACUGGCCUUUGUGACUCAAGAAACCAGUAUCUGACAAUGUUUGUUGAACUCGCUAGCGUAUGUUUGUUGAAUACACAUAACCAUGUCCAAAUUCUGAUGUGAUUGUGUCUGCGAUAUUAAUAUUAUUAAUACCUUCAUGAAAAUUCAUGAAAACUUAUUCCUUAAAUAAGUUCUCUCUUUCCUUUCUUAGCAUGAAUAAUCUAGUUGCCAAUCCUUAUUAAGAAGAAGAAAAUAUUGAGGUUGUACCCAUUUGUAAUUUCCUUUGAUGCUGUCUUCUGAAGGUGCCACGAGCAGAACAAAAAAAAAGAAACCUCCUUGUUUUUUGUCAGUAGAUAUUUCACUGCAAGGAACCUUCUCCUGUAGCCCCACAGAUACUCUGCAGCUUCAAGCAGCUUUUAUUUUGCUUGGUAAUAAUAGCCGCCUGUCACCGUUUCAGGUUACUUAUCCAGCCUUGACCUGCAGACUAAUUUAGACUGAAACCUCCUAACUUCACAUGUACGUUAAGCGUCUACUUUAUUAGGGACACCCUCUCCUACAGACAGAAGCAUGUGGCUAAGACUCAAUACAUACAACAUGGAAUCAAGAACUUUAGUUGCUUUUUGACAUAGCUUAAUAGUAGGCAGUAUUCAUGAUCUAAGCAAAUUAAAAUAUUAUUGUUGGUGCCAGACAUGGUGCUUCCAGCAUCUCAAAAACAGCCACCAUUCUGGGAUUUUCAAGAAUUUUGUGCAAUAUGCAAAAAAGAUCCAGAGGAUGGCAGUUCUGAAGGAAAAAUCAUGUUAAUGAGAGAGGUCAGUGGCCAGACUCAAAGUUAACAGGAAGGUUAUAAGUGCAAAAAAGGAUAUAAACCAAAUUCUAUAAGGAAAGUUUUCAGCAUCUUGUGAAAUUCAUUCCUUUAAAAAUUCGGGAAGUUCUAUAAACAAAAGAGGGUCCUUUCUGGCACUAGGCAGGAAUACCUAAUAAAGCAGCUGCUGAGUGUAUUGCAAUUGGAUGGAAAUCUUUUUGUUUAAGAAGCACUCCAGCAGAGAUGGUGCACAUUACAUAGCAAACCACUUGCACUCCUGUUGACUUAUAGCGUUAUUUUUAUAUUAACAAGAUACUGACUUUGACAUCUUGUGGCUGAACAAAAGACAGAUACCGCUGGAAAAUCAACACCCUAUCACAAAUGAAAUCAUGACCUGAAUAGUAAAUAUUUUGUCAUGAAAUUGGUUCCUAAAACAUUCCUAGUCAAAACAACUUCACAUUACAGAAUGACAACAAUGUGACCAAAACUAUAUUUCCAUUUAUCAGUGCUUACAGCUUUUUCCCUUUCUUUGUAAAAAUACACCAUGUUUUGAGUAUAUUUAUAAAACAAACCUGUAACUGUUCACUUUUGGAAUUUGUGUGUAUAAAAGUGUGAUUCAGUUUCUAGAUGUUCCAACAUUUCAGUUAUUGUUGGUGAUCAUAUCCCUGUGGACGGUAGGUGAGGCAAUUAAUACAAAGUAUUCAAGGAACUUUUAUUUGUAAAAUUAGUUCAUUGUAAGUUUUAAUGGUAGCCUGUUUCAAUGUAUAUGAUUUUUCCUGAAAAACUAUGGGUAGACACUAUGCAUAGAUGCCGACUGAUUAUUUUGAUGUUUACCCUGAAAAUUGAUAUAUUUUGUUCAAAUUUAGGUUUUGUUUGUGUAUUUGACAUUGAUGAUUGCAUCAUUAAA
Messenger RNA from Brienomyrus brachyistius, 3262 nucleotides. RefSeq names its product neurexophilin-2-like. Gene Ontology annotation, molecular function: signaling receptor binding. Lineage: Eukaryota; Metazoa; Chordata; Actinopteri; Osteoglossiformes; Mormyridae. The transcript has 3 exons. The coding region runs from base 600 to 1394 and encodes 264 amino acids. The record is from RefSeq and is a predicted model, not a curated record.